Messenger RNA from Podarcis lilfordi (Lilford's wall lizard), 285 nucleotides. Lineage: Eukaryota; Metazoa; Chordata; Lepidosauria; Squamata; Lacertidae. The record is from the annotation of a GenBank genome assembly.
AUGCAGCAGGUAGCGUUGCGCGCUAGGACCUGGGCGGAAUCCGUGUCCGCCCGCAAGCUGGACUACCUUAAACCCAGCCCAAUGCCUCUUCCUGCGCCACUUUUCCCUGCGCGCUUGGAUGGAAGAGGCACAGUCGAGAGCCGCAGCUCGGCACUGGAGGACAGCGGCAGCGGCGGCGGCGCGGCACCGGGAGCCCUGCGGAAGCGGCACCUGUUCCCAGGCGAGGCAGCCGAGAGAGAGCAGCCGUGGGACGCGUUGUUCGGCGCGGAUCGCCAGCCCGGCUGA